Messenger RNA from Limanda limanda (common dab), 3166 nucleotides. RefSeq names its product TLE family member 2, transcriptional corepressor b (gene tle2b). The transcript is spliced from 20 exons. Gene Ontology annotation, biological process: negative regulation of canonical Wnt signaling pathway; regulation of DNA-templated transcription. The record is from RefSeq and is a predicted model, not a curated record. Gene Ontology annotation, cellular component: transcription regulator complex; nucleus. Gene Ontology annotation, molecular function: protein binding; transcription corepressor activity. The coding region runs from base 828 to 3137 and encodes 769 amino acids. NCBI's taxonomy places the organism in Eukaryota, Metazoa, Chordata, Actinopteri, Pleuronectiformes, Pleuronectidae.
UCCACUGACCUGCUGUUCUUUCCUGCUUCCCUCUCUUCCUGCGUUUUUUCCCUCCACAUUUAGAUUAAAAACAAAGCUCUCUCUCUCUCUCUCUCUCUCUCUCUCUCUCUCUCUCUCUCUCUCUCUCUCUCUCUCUCUCCCUCUCUCACUUCACCCCUCCCUCCUUCUUUUUUUUUCUUCUUCUUCUUCAUCUUCUUCUUCUCCUCCUUCCUCUUCUGUUUUCUGCGGCAGUAGUCAGCGUUGAGGAGCAUCAAGAGGAGGAGGAGGCGGCGGACACUGUUCGGACGCGUGUGUUUAUGUUUGUGUGUUUUGCCAUUGGACGGCCGAGCGAAGGGGGGGCACGCGGAGCAGCAGGAGGGAGGAAGAGGAGGGAGGAAGAGAGAGAGAGAGGACUUGCCUGGAUGACAUUCUCUGUGUCAUGUCACUACGCGUGGACCUUGACUGAUCACGGGGUGAGGAAAGAGGGAGAGACACUGAGAGGAAGACGAGGAGGAGGAGGAAGAGGAGGACAAACUGAGACUUUGGGUUCACUGGGAAAAGAAGAAGCAGCAGCAGGAGGAGGAGGAUAAGGAGGUGGAUAAGGAGGAGGAGGAGGUAAAGUCUGGUGCUCUGUUUAAUCAUGACAGUGUUGGAGAAACCUACCGACGGAGUGAGAGCUCUCUAGCUGUGUGUCAACAGAGACUCACAUCUGAGGACAAUACGCAUACAAAGACUGCGGAGGACUUACUGAUAGAGAGACAGUGUGACCAGUGGAGGGCGGAGGAGUGGAGGGCCAGGGGACGAGCCUGGCCAUCACACGGACCGGCAGCCUCUCCUCUCCUGGGAUCAUGUACCCUCAGGGCAGGCAUCCGGUACCCUUGCAACCUGGCCAGUCUUUCAAGUUCACAGUCCUGGAAACCCUGGACCGAAUCAAGGAGGAAUUCCAGUUCCUCCAGGCCCAGUAUCACAGCCUGAAGCUGGAGUGUGAGAAGCUGGCCAGUGAGAAGACGGAGAUGCAGAGGCACUACAUCAUGUACUAUGAGAUGUCCUACGGUCUCAACAUCGAGAUGCACAAGCAGGCGGAGAUUGUCAAGCGUCUCAGUGCCAUCUGUGCUCAGAUCAUCCCCUUCCUCUCUCAAGAGCACCAGCAACAAGUGGUCCAAGCAGUGGAGAGAGCCAAGCAGGUCACCAUGGCAGAACUCAACGCCAUUAUCGGGCAGCAGCAGCUCCAGCACCUGUCUCACCACGCCCCCGGCAUUCCCCUGACCCCCCACCCGUCAGGCCUGUCCUUGGGCGCGGGAGGAUCGGGGCUCCUGGCGCUGACCGGGGCCCUGGGGGUCUCAGCCCACCUCGCAUCCAAAGACGAGCGCAACCACCUCGACGCUGAACAUCUUCGAGAGGGAGCACCCAGCAGGAGUAAGUCAGUGUCAUCAACAGACAGUCAGCCCACUGAGGAGCGGCAGGGCCCGUCAGGAGGCUACUCCUCCUCACAGGGAGGAGCUGAGGCCAAGCGGAGGCGCUGUGAUGACAAAGAGCCUCUCCCACCACACUCCUAUGACAGUGAUGGGGACAAAAGUGAAGACAAUCUUGUGGUGGACGUCUCCAAUGAGGAGCCGAACUCUCCUCCAGGCACCCCUCCUCACUCCCCCCACGGGAACGGUUUAGACCGGGCCCCUACCUUAAGGAAAGAGCUGCCGGGCUGCUCGAGCACAGGAGAGGCCCCCUCCCCCCCGAACACCCGCAGCCCCACCCCAGGCAAGGCCAAGGACCUUUCACAGAUGGAUAAGUCCCAGUCUCCAUUGUCUAAGUCUGGCACCCCGUCCCCUUCCCACCGCGAGGCCCUUACCCCAGGAACCCCUGGAGCUCCUGGUCCCAGCACCUCCUGCCUUCGUCUGGUCAGCAAAGCAGCCACCAGUGCAGACCCCCUCGCUCUCCGCAGUCCCAUGUCUGUGCCCCCCGGUUCAUACCCAGCUCAUUUUGGCGUGGUGUCCCACGCAGGACUGAACGGGGAGCUGGCCAGCCCAGGAGGUUUCGGCGGCGCUCUAACUCUGUCCCCACAAAUCAGCGCGGCAGCCAGUGCCUACUCCCGGAGCCCCAUGGUGGCGUAUGAGUCGCGAUCUCACCUUAGAGCACCAGGGCUGUCCUCUUCUCUGCCUGGCUCCUCUGGAGGAAAGCCCGCCUACUCGUUCCAUGUGAGCGCCGACGGCCAGAUGCAGCCGGUGCCCUUCCCCCCCGACGCCUUGCUGGGCCCGGGAAUCCCUCGCCACGCACGCCAGAUCCACACCCUGAACCACGGGGAGGUGGUGUGCGCCGUCACCAUCAGCACCUCCACACGCCACGUCUACACCGGAGGGAAGGGCUGCGUCAAGGUGUGGGACAUCAGCCAGCCGGGCAGCAAGAGCCCCAUGGCCCAGCUGGACUGUCUGAACAGGGACAACUACAUCCGGUCCUGUAAAAUCCUCCCCGACGGCCGAACCCUGAUCGUGGGCGGUGAGGCCAGCACGCUGUCCAUCUGGGAUUUGGCCACGCCCACCCCGCGCAUCAAGGCGGAGCUGACGUCCUCCGCCCCCGCCUGCUACGCUCUGGCCAUCUCCCCCGACAACAAGGUCUGCUUCUCCUGCUGCAGCGACGGCAACAUCGUCGUCUGGGACCUUCACAACCAGACGCUGGUCAGGCAGUUCCAGGGCCACACGGACGGAGCGAGCUGCAUCGACAUCUCCAACGACGGCACCAAGCUGUGGACGGGGGGGCUGGACAACACGGUGCGCUGCUGGGACCUCCGAGAGGGACGGCAGCUGCAGCAGCAUGACUUCACCUCGCAGAUCUUCUCUCUGGGCUACUGUCCCACGGGCGAGUGGCUGGCUGUGGGGAUGGAGAGCAGCAACGUGGAAGUGCUGCACGUCUCCAAACCUGACAAGUACCAGCUGCACCUCCACGAGAGCUGCGUCCUCUCCCUCAAGUUUGCCUCCUGCGGCAAGUGGUUCGUGAGCACAGGAAAAGACAAUCUGUUGAAUGCAUGGAGGACACCAUAUGGAGCUAGUAUUUUCCAGUCCAAGGAGUCCUCAUCGGUGCUGAGCUGCGACGUCUCCCCGGACGACAAGUACAUCGUGACGGGCUCCGGGGACAAGAAGGCCACGGUGUACGAGGUGGUGUACUGAGGGGCCGGGUGGAGACGGAGAGGGGCAGG